This is a messenger RNA of Condylostylus longicornis, 2280 nucleotides long. RefSeq names its product ras-related protein rab7 (gene Rab7). NCBI's taxonomy places the organism in Eukaryota, Metazoa, Arthropoda, Insecta, Diptera, Dolichopodidae. The transcript is spliced from 5 exons. Gene Ontology annotation, molecular function: GTP binding; GTPase activity. Gene Ontology annotation, biological process: phagosome-lysosome fusion; endosome to lysosome transport. Bases 168 to 794 code for a protein of 208 amino acids. The record is from RefSeq and is a predicted model, not a curated record. Gene Ontology annotation, cellular component: lysosome; late endosome; phagocytic vesicle.
AGCUGUUGGAAAAGGAAAAAAAAAGAGGAAUGAAAAACCAGAAAUCAGUCGCGUAAUAAGUAAAGUGAAAAGGUUUUUUUUUUUGUGUAAUUUAUAUAGAAAGUUAAUUAUUGAAAGUUAUCAAAAUAUUAAUUUAAAUUUAUUAAAAAGAGGAAACGAAAAUAACAAUGGCAACUAGAAAGAAAUCUCUUUUGAAAGUUAUUAUCCUUGGCGAUAGUAGUGUUGGUAAAACAUCGUUAAUGAAUCAAUAUGUUAGCAAACGUUUUACAAAUUCAUAUAAGGCAACAAUUGGAGCUGACUUUUGUACAAAAGAAGUUGUUGUGGAUGAUCGUGUCGUAACAAUGCAGAUUUGGGAUACCGCCGGCCAAGAACGUUUUCAAUCUUUGGGUGUAGCAUUUUAUCGAGGAGCUGAUUGUUGUGUUUUAGUUUAUGAUGUUACAGCUCCAAAUUCAUUUAAGAAUCUUGAUUCUUGGAGAGAAGAAUUUUUAAUACAAGCCGGUCCAAAAGAUGCUGAUCAUUUUCCAUUUGCUGUUUUGGGCAAUAAAGUUGAUUUGGAAAAUCGGCAGGUUUCAACAAGAAGAGCUCAACAAUGGUGUCAAUCUAAAAAUGAUAUUCCUUAUUUUGAAACUUCAGCUAAGGAUGGUCUUAAUGUCGAAUUAGCAUUUCAAACAAUUGCGAAAAAUGCAUUAGCUCAAGAAGCAGAUGUUGAAUUAUACAAUGAAUUUCCUGAUCAAAUUAGACUUAAUUCUGACCGUAAUAAUCGACCCAGAAAUAAUGAAAAUUGUCAAUGCUAAUAAAUUACUACUAACUCUAUAUCUUAAAAAAAAUAUGUUUAUAUACAAAAGAAAAAUUAAAAAAAAAAGUAAUUUUAAAUUGUAAUAUUAAAAUAAUUAAAACUUUAUAAAUAAAUUUAAAAUUAAAAAAAAAAAAAUUAUAUAUUUAAAAAAAAAAAUUAAAAUAGGAAAAAAAAUUAAAAAAAAAAAACUAUGUGAAUUCAAGUUAUUCAUAAAAAAGGAAAAGCAAAAUAUUCAUUAAAGUGAAAUAAAAACUCUAAUUUUAUUAUAAUUACAAAAAAUAUAUUAUAUACAUACAUAAAUAUAAAUACUAGUUAAUUAAGAAUGAAUUAAAAUCAACCGAUUUUGUUUUUUUUUUUUAAUUUAAAAGAAUUAAAACAUUUUUUCUUUGGUAAAGUUCAAGAUUUUUUUUUAUUUUCCAUACAUAUAAAAAAUAUUUCUUUCAUUGCUGUUAUAUAAUUUAGAAAUAUCUAAAUCAAUAAACAAAAUAUUUUUGGUGCUUCUUCUUUAACAAAAAAUAAUUAUUAUGAAAAUUUCAUCAAAAUGGUACUAAUCUCAAAGACAAAGAAUUUAGCAUAAGGUGAAUAUAGGUGUAAUCGAUAAUGUCAAAUGUCGGUCAACAAGAAUUAAAUCUGACGAUCACCAACUACUAAUUUAUUAAUAAUUCGUAUACAACUUUUGCAUGCAACCAGUUGACAACUGCUUCAGCGAUAAAUUAUUUUUAAUUUGAAUAUUUCUAAAACUGAAUUCGAUUUUUGUACUAAAUUACUUGAAAAUCCUCUUCAAAAUUUUCCAUUUCGCACAGAAAACAAAAUCAGCAGUUAAAAUUUUUUAUUACAAAAAUGCGAAAAAAUUUAACGUUAUGACUGACAAUUAAAUUGUGGCAUUUGUUUUUUGCUUUAUCGGUUACAUUACAAAUGCAGAAAUCUGUUGACAAACAUUACACAAAAAUUUUGCAAUACUUUUCUUAACAAAAGCAUUGUAACUGCAAUCGAUUAUCUCGAUUAAGAUGCAAAAAAGAGCUCAACGCGUAUUUCACAUUAUCGAUUAUAACUUGUAAUGCGAAAUAAUUUGCAAAAAAUGUACGUUCGUUUUUUCUUUCUCAAUGCCUAUGUAAAUAUAUUUUUCCAAAAAAAACGUAAAGCAGAAAAGUAAGAAAUUUUUCAAUAGUAUUUCAAUUAUAAAACAAUAUUCAUCAAAAACAUACAUCAAAAAAAUCAAUUAAAUAUCUAGAAAAAUAAUAUAGAUAAAAACAAAUUUUGAUCUUGAAACGCUCUGCAAAAUUAAAUUAAAUUUCCAUACCGAUCGUUCUAAUAUUACAGUUAAUAUAUGUAGUUAAAUAAUUCGAUUAAGAAUAUUUUUAAUAAAUACUUGAGUUACGAUAAAUUCCUAACAUUUUAAAAUUUUGCUUAUUGAAGUUUAUUUUAAAUAAUAAUUUAUACUUCAAUAAUAAAUUAUGUUUUCUUAAAUAAAUCAUAUUUAAUGA